Chinchilla lanigera (long-tailed chinchilla) is the source of this 898-nucleotide messenger RNA. RefSeq names its product parkinson protein 7 (gene Park7). Lineage: Eukaryota; Metazoa; Chordata; Mammalia; Rodentia; Chinchillidae. The transcript is spliced from 7 exons. Gene Ontology annotation, molecular function: protein deglycase activity. The record is from RefSeq and is a predicted model, not a curated record. Gene Ontology annotation, cellular component: cytosol; nucleus. Gene Ontology annotation, biological process: protein deglycation, glyoxal removal; guanine deglycation, glyoxal removal. The coding region runs from base 129 to 698 and encodes 189 amino acids.
UCGUCCGGAAGUGACGCACAGUGACCGGAAGCGGCACGAGACUGCGUAGUGAGACGGUGAGGGCCGGGUGGGCGGUGCGCGCGCGUGCCGCUUAAGUGUGUCGGGACUUUAAAAAGUACAACCUAAAAAUGGCUUCAAAGAGAGCCCUGGUCAUCCUGGCCAAAGGAGCCGAGGAGAUGGAGACGGUCAUCCCCGUGGAUGUCAUGAGGCGUGCGGGGAUUAAGGUCACCGUUGCAGGACUGGCUGGGAAGGACCCUGUACAGUGUAGCCGGGAUGUUGUCAUUUGCCCUGACACAAGUCUCGAAGAGGCAAAAAAGGAGGGCCCCUAUGACGUGGUGGUUCUUCCCGGAGGCAACCUGGGCGCUCAGAAUUUGUCGGAGUCACCGGCCGUAAAGGAGAUCCUGAAGGAGCAGGAGGGCAGGAAGGGCCUCAUCGCCGCCAUCUGUGCAGGUCCCACGGCUCUGCUGGCUCAUGAAAUAGGCUUUGGAAGCAAAGUUACCACGCACCCACUUGCUAAGGACAAGAUGAUGAAUGGGAAUCAUUACAGCUACUCCGAGAGCCGCGUGGAGAGGGACGGCCAGGUGCUCACCAGCCGCGGGCCGGGCACCAGCUUCGAGUUCGCGCUGGCCAUCGUGGAGGCGCUCAAUGGCAAGGAGGUGGCACAGCAGGUGAAGGCGCCGCUUGUGCUCCGGGACUAGCGCCAUGCUGGGAGCCAAGGUGGGCCAGGGCCACCAGGGUCCGGGCCCUGCACACAGCAUGGCGGGCGCCAGGCCCAGAGCUCCUGCACCCACUGUGGGGGUUUCAGCUGUAAAGUGACCGCUCCUGGCCUUCCCGGCCCGCACCGGUGUCUGCACAUUUCUGAAUAAAGCAAGCAGCUCGCAGCUGCUCCUGGCUGCUG